UGGAUUUCUAACCUUUUAAAAAACAUUGGGGAUUAUUGCCAUUUUUUAUAUUUUUCCAAAGGAUUGAUUACUGAUUUUUUUUUUCUUUAAUAAAGUGGACAGGUUCGUGCUGCACCAUGAAGGUGGCAGGGAUAUUUUUGUUGUUGAUGCUGUGGACCUGUGAGGGUGCGAGAGUCGCAGAGAGUCGAGAAGACAACAGUGUGUUUGAUUUGUUUGAGCUCAUCCGAGUCCCGAGCAAGAACCACGGGGUAAGCCUGGUGAAAGGAGACGACCCAUACAGCCCCGCCUACAGGAUCUUAAACCCGGACCUUAUUCCCCCUGUCCCCGAGAGCGCCUUCAGGGACCUGGUGGACUCGGUCCAAGCAGAGAGAGGUUUCCUCCUUCUGCUCAACUUCAAGCAGUUUAAACGGACGAGGGGCAGCCUUCUGACCGUGGAAAAGCGAGACGGCUCCGGAGUCGUCUUUGAGAUCAUCUCCAAUGGCAAAGCCAACACCUUGGACAUCGUUUACUCCACUGAGAAAAAGCAGCAGGUGGUUUCCAUCGAGGAAGUGGAUCUGGCCACGGGUCACUGGAAGAACAUCACGCUGUUUGUGCAGGAGGACCGCGCGCAGCUGUUUGCCGGAUGCGAGGAGGUGAACACCGCUGAGAUGGAUGCGCCAAUACAGAACAUCCUGACGCAGGGAACGCCGGCCGGCGCGCGGCUUCGGGUCGGCAAGGGGGCAGUGAAAGACAAGUUCAUGGGGGUGUUGCAAAACGUGCGGUUUGUGUUUGGAACAACGCUGGAUGCGAUCCUGCGCAACAAAGGAUGCCAGAAGGCUGCUCCUGGUGACACAAUGAUUGUGACUAAUCUGAAUGGCUCAUCCGCCAUCCGAACAGAAUACAUUGGACACAAGACUAAAGAUCUACAGAUGGUCUGUGGCUUCUCCUGUGAAGAUCUCAUCAGCAUGUUCAAGGAGCUGAAAGGCCUUGGUGUGGUUGUCAAAGAACUGUCCACUGAGCUCCGCCAGCUGACAAAUGAGAACAAGCUUAUUAGAACCCACAUGGGCAUACAUAGUGGCAUCUGCUUCCACAAUGGCAUUAAACACAACAACAAAGAUGAGUGGACCGUAGAUGACUGCACUGAGUGCACUUGCCAGAACUCUGCCACUGUGUGUAGGAAGAUCUCCUGCCCUCUGAUACCCUGUGCUAAUGCUACUGUUCCAGAUGGGGAGUGCUGUCCACGAUGUGGAACACCGAGUGACUAUGCUGAGGACGGCUGGUCGCCCUGGUCUGAAUGGACCCAUUGUUCUGUGUCAUGUGGGCGGGGCAUCCAGCAGCGAGGGCGCUCUUGCGACCGUAUCAAUAAUGUCUGCGAGGGCACCUCUGUGCAAACCCGUGAUUGCUAUCUUCAGGAGUGUGAUAAACGCUUCAAGCAAGACGGAAACUGGAGUCAUUGGUCCCCCUGGUCGUCAUGCUCUGUCACCUGUGGUGCUGGUGUCAUCACUCGUAUCCGCCUCUGCAACUCUCCCACCCCUCAGCUGGGAGGCAGGGACUGUGUGGGAGAGGGCAGACAAACAGAAAAGUGCAAGAUGUCUCCAUGUCCAAUUAAUGGGAACUGGGGACCCUGGUCACCUUGGGGUACAUGCACCCUCACCUGUGGUGGUGGAGUUCAAACCCGUAAACGCCUUUGUAAUGAUCCUGCCCCAAAGCAUGGCGGUAAAGAGUGUGUUGGAGAUGCAAUAGACAAACAGAUGUGCAAUAAGAAAGCUUGCCCUAUAGAUGGGUGCUUGUCCAACCCCUGCUUUUCUGGGGCCAAGUGCAGUAGUUUCCCCGAUGGUUCCUGGAAGUGUGGAAAAUGCCCCAUCGGCUACACAGGCAAUGGCAUAAGGUGUAAAGAUGUUGAUGAGUGCAAGGAGGUCCCAGAUGCUUGCUUUGAAUUCAAUGGCGUACACCGCUGUGAAAACACAGAGCCGGGAUACAACUGUCUCCCCUGCCCCCCUCGCUACUCGGGACCCCAACCGUUUGGCAAAGGUGUGGAGCAAGCUGCUGCUAACAAACAGGUAUGCACACCGCAAAAUCCUUGCCUAGAUGGAAGCCAUGAUUGUAACAAAAACGCCCGCUGUAACUACCUCGGACACUUCUCCGAUCCCAUGUUCCGCUGCGAGUGUAAGCCUGGUUAUGCUGGCAACGGUCAUAUCUGUGGGGAGGAUACAGAUUUGGAUGGAUGGCCCAAUGCUGAUUUGGUGUGUGUGGAAAAUGCUACUUACCACUGCAAAAAGGACAACUGUCCCAAUCUUCCAAACUCAGGGCAGGAAGAUUAUGAUAAGGAUGGAAUUGGAGAUGCAUGUGAUGACGAUGAUGAUAAUGAUGGCAUUCCUGAUGACAGGGACAACUGUCCGUUCGUGUACAAUCCCAGGCAGUAUGAUUAUGACCGCGAUGACGUUGGGGACCGCUGUGACAACUGCCCUUACAAUAGUAAUCCAGACCAGACAGACACAGACAACAACGGUGAGGGCGAUGCCUGUGCUGUGGACAUCGAUGGAGAUGGAAUACUGAAUGAAAAAGAUAACUGUCCCUAUAUAUACAAUGUUGACCAAAGAGACACAGAUCUGGAUGGAGUGGGAGACAUGUGUGAUAACUGUCCUCUGGAAAAUAAUCCCGAUCAGGUGGAUUCAGAUGAUGAUCGAGUGGGAGACAAGUGUGACAGUAACCAGGACAUCGAUGAGGAUGGACACCAAAACAACCUGGACAAUUGUCCAUACAUCCCCAAUGCCAAUCAGGCUGAUCACGACAAGGAUGGUAAGGGAGAUGCCUGUGACCAUGAUGAUGAUAACGACGGCAUCCCUGAUGACAAAGACAACUGUAGACUGGCGUUCAACCCCGACCAGCUGGAUUCUGAUGGCGAUGGCCGUGGAGAUGCUUGUAAGGAUGAUUUUGAUCAAGACAACGUGCCUGAUAUCUAUGACGUGUGUCCUGAAAACUUUGAUAUCAGUGAGACGGACUUCCGCAAGUUCCAGAUGGUUCCUUUGGAUCCAAAAGGCACCUCCCAGAUUGAUCCGAACUGGGUCGUCCGUCAUCAAGGCAAAGAGCUGGUUCAGACUGUCAACUGCGAUCCUGGUAUUGCAGUCGGUUACCAUGAGUUCAACUCCGUGGACUUCAGUGGAACUUUCUUUAUAAAUACAGAGAGAGAUGACGAUUAUGCUGGCUUUGUGUUUGGCUACCAGUCUAGUUCCAGGUUUUAUGUCGUGAUGUGGAAGCAGAUCACACAGACAUACUGGUCAAGUAAGCCCACCAAGGCCCAGGGCUACUCAGGCCUGUCCAUCAAAGUGGUUAACUCCACCACCGGCCCAGGAGAGCACCUCAGAAAUGCCCUCUGGCACACAGGCAACACUGCAGGACAGGUCCGCACUCUCUGGCAUGACCCUAAAAAUGUCGGAUGGAAAGACUUCACUGCCUACAGGUGGCAUUUGAUCCACAGGCCGAGAACAGGACUUAUUAGAGUUGUGAUGUAUGAGGGUAAAAAGAUAAUGGCAGAUUCUGGUAGCAUCUAUGACAAGACGUAUGCAGGUGGCAGGCUAGGUCUUUUUGUCUUCUCACAAGAGAUGGUUUAUUUCUCAGACCUUAAGUAUGAAUGCAGAGAUGCAUAACUUGAUGAU
Molecule: messenger RNA, 3635 nt
Organism: Cyprinodon variegatus (sheepshead minnow)
Lineage: Eukaryota; Metazoa; Chordata; Actinopteri; Cyprinodontiformes; Cyprinodontidae
Gene: thbs1b
Product: thrombospondin-1-like
Exons: 23
Coding region: 117-3626 (1169 amino acids)
Biological process (GO): negative regulation of angiogenesis; cell adhesion
Cellular component (GO): extracellular region
Molecular function (GO): protein binding; calcium ion binding
Source: RefSeq, a predicted model, not a curated record